AUGGAACAAAACAUCAUUCUCGAUACCGAUGUAGGAUUUGAUGAUGUUUUUGCCCUGUGUUUGCUGUUGUGGAAGAUGAGUAGUAGUGGUGGUGGUGGUGAUGAUGAUGAUAGAAAGAUGAUGAAUUUGAGAGCAGUAUCAACAGUGAAGGGUUUGCAAUUGGACACCAAUCACGCUGCUAGAAUUGUAGAAAGGAUAUUAAAUUCAUGUUCCGAUUUGAUUGUUGGUGAUGAUGAUCAUAAAUUUUCAUCAUUAAAUAUUGAUCCAGUGUCAUCCAUCAAGAUUUUCAGUGGAAGUCAAGAACGGAUACUACCAGAACAUGGUCAUUGUUUUAGUGAAGGAGAAUGGUUUACGAAGGAAUAUCAAUAUAAAACUGAUAAUAUGGCUGACUUGUUGGAAGCAUUACCUUUGCUAAAUUCGAAUAAGGAGUAUGAGAAAUUGAAUGACAUGUUAGAAUGGAUGAAAUCAUUCCCUGAUCAAUAUUUCACUCUGUUAUGCACUGGACCUCUGACUAACAUUGCAAAAUUAUUGGAAAUGGAUAGAGAAUUAAUAUUGAGGAAGGUUGGAAAACUUGUAAUUAUGGGAGGUUCAUUAUUUAAUGAACUGGAGCAGGAUGUUUUACUGAAUGGAAGUGAAUGGAAUUUCUAUUGUGAUGGAAAGGCAGCCGAAAUUGUAUUAGAGGCAUUUGGAACAAAGGUCGAGUUGAUGAGUAUUUAUGUGGCCAACUUGAGGGUUCUUAAUCAAGAACAGAUUAAGGAAUUAGCAAGUCAUGUCCACUCUGAUAGAGCUGUUCAGCAAGAUGAACUGGAACCAAUACGAAGAAUGCUCAAAAAGCUUCUCACCAUUUCAUUUGAUUCGUAUGCCUAUGAUCCUGUAGCUGCAACCUAUCUAUUCAAUCCAUCAUUCUUUGAAAUGAGAAAUGUAAAGGUAAAAGUUUAUUCCGAGAAACCUCUCGAAGGAUUAAUCAAAGAGGUGGAAUAUUUAAAAACUGACCUCGAAAGAAAUAGUGGCAAGGAAGUUGAAAUUACAGCUGCUUGCGGAUUCAAUAGAGAUGCGUUCUUUGAAAUGCUCAAAUCUCUAAUCGCUUAA
This is a messenger RNA of Naegleria gruberi, 1089 nucleotides long. RefSeq lists its product as uncharacterized. Bases 1 to 1089 code for a protein of 362 amino acids. Gene Ontology annotation, cellular component: cytosol. The transcript has a single exon. Gene Ontology annotation, molecular function: purine nucleosidase activity. Lineage: Eukaryota; Heterolobosea; Eutetramitea; Acrasida; Naegleriidae. Gene Ontology annotation, biological process: purine nucleoside catabolic process. The record is from RefSeq and is a predicted model, not a curated record.